Symbiodinium sp. CCMP2592 is the source of this 1767-nucleotide messenger RNA. NCBI's taxonomy places the organism in Eukaryota, Dinophyceae, Suessiales, Symbiodiniaceae. The record is from the annotation of a GenBank genome assembly.
AUGGAAGAGGGUGAGUGCACACUGGAACACCGGCACGGGGAUCCGUCCUGGGUGGUCUUUUAUCCAGAUCGGAAGAGCCGGGUGGCAGGUGCCAAGGAGGAAGCUCUAGCGCGACACCUGUUGACCGUCUGCCGCGAAAGUGGCAGCCGCGAUAAUGCAGAGCUGAAGAGGAUCUGCAAGGCGAAGAGGCGAGACUGGAAGGCUUCAGCGUUGAGCAUUUAUCGCGGUGCCAAGGUCAAGAACAAGAAUGAUGCCUCCCGUCGUUUCCAGGAUCAGCGGCCCUCCGCCUCACCGCUGCCGUGGACCACGGUGGCUGCAGCUAAGAUGGUCAGGUUGCAGCAAGUGACCGGUCAUGGAUGGGCAUGCGCUGGGUUCACCUCCUCUCGGACAGUCGAUCCGUUGGGCGUGCUGCUCGCGGAAGUCAGCACCGUCAAGCAGUCCUGGGAGCCAGAAAAACUGGUGGUUCGGCUGAGCGACAGUACGAUCAAAGCCAUGACUCGCGCCCCAAGUCUGCUGCCCGUCGGCGCCGCAUCGGACGAGCCCGCCGCCCCGAAAGCUUUCGCAAUCGGAGAUUUCGCUCGUUCCGCGGCAGGGCUCAAGAAUCUCGAUAAGUUACUCCAGGAUUUGCCAGCGCAGUACAGAGCCAAGGGAGUGACCUUCCCAGAUCCAGUGCAGCACGGAGGCAAGUCCUACACGUGGUCUCACAUCGUACUCAGGGCUCCGAGCUACUUCCAGGUGGUUUUGCCAGGCGUCAACCGUGCAGACUGGGGGAAAGGUGUGCAUGCGAAGAUGCUGCAGCUCCAGGAGAACCUGGAACAGGUCGGUAAAUUCUGCAAGGCAGUAGACGAGCUUGCACAGACGGAUGUCGAUUGGCUUCGGCUGGCUCCGCAAAGCCUCAGCUUCGAUUCCCGCUUCGAUGUCGAUGAGGACAACGUCCUCGGGACGGGCAAGUUCUCGACCGUGUACAUGUGCACGUAUCGAGAUAAUCCUGACCAGCGCUAUGCUCUGAAGGCGAUUUCAACUUACACCGGUGACAAGGCCUCCUAUAGCCGCAUCGAGGAGGAGAUCGCCAUCAUGAAGGCCAUCAACCAGCACGCCAGCAUCAUCCGACUCAUCGACAUGGACGAGUCCACCCCCAACACCAUCCGAUUGGUCUUGGAGCUUUGCGAAGGCGGCGAGUUGUACGAUCGCAUUCAGCAGAAGCGCUUCUACUCAGAAGCGGAUACCAAACUGCUGGUGAAGAAUCUCUUAGAGGCAGUGGAGUUUAUCCACAGCAAGGGCAUCAUGCACCGGGAUCUGAAGCCUGAGAACAUCCUCCUGGUCAGCAAGGUCAGCAACACAGACAUCAAAGUCUCGGAUUUCGGACUCGCGAAGCUUUCUCGGGAUUUUCCGCGCCGGCUCCCUCGGUCGACCUCAAUCUGUGGCUCUGAUUUCUACCUUGCACCCGAGGUCAUCAAGCAGGAGGAGUAUGGCCGCGAAAUAGACAUCUGGGCGGUGGGGGUGAUCACGUUCGUGGUCCUCAGUGGCGCGCUGCCCUUCUUCAACCCAGUGCUUCACAAGUUGUAUCGGCAGAUUGUUGAAAGGGACGUCAGCUUCGCCGACGAUCGAUGGAGAGCAGUAUCUGCUGGUGCUCAGGCUUGCGCUGGCUGCAUCUGCUUUGUCUUGAAACUGGAUGCUGAUCCUACGACUGGAGCAGCACUGCUACAAGUAAGGCAUGGCUUGGUGGUUUUUGUCAUGAAUCCCAGAACCACUGCAAGGAAUGUAUGA